AUGGCGUCAAUCCACGACCGCUUCCAGGUCCCCACGGAUCCAGCCGUCAUCACGCCCUUCGAAGACGUCGACGACCCGCUCGCCGACGCUGACGUGCCGGUGGCCAGCAUCGAGCGCGACGACUCCUCGUACUACAUCUUCGGCCCGCCCUCGCAAUCCUCCGACGGCCGCUACACCACCCGCACCCGCAGCUCCAUCGGCGGACGCGGCCGGCGCUUCUCCAACCACACGCAGCUGACCGAGCCGUCGUCCAUCUCCGACAUGCCGUCCGACUGCUUCCCGCUCGAAAAGCAGAAGCGGUCGAUCGCAAAGGCAAUGCCGCCGACGACCACCGUCAUGGCCAUGGCCCGCACCAGCAGCCCCGCCAUCUCCCCCACCACCACGCACCGCGACAUCACCGCCUACCGCAACGGCGUCGCCUCUAAACCCAAGUCGCACCACCACUCUUCACGCCCCCGCCCGCGCCGCAACCACCACACGACGACCACCACCGCCAUCGACACCCCCACGCGCUUCCACCCCGAACCCACACCCACCUACUCCCCCUACCACUCCCGCACCCCCUCCUCCUCCUCUUCUCCCCACCGCGCCCCCCUCAUCCUCCUCCACGUCACCCUGCUCCCCUCGCCCGCCCUGCCGUAUCCACCGCACCUCCUGCGGCGCGUGCUGCCGCGGUCGACGAUGCGUGCGUACGCGCAGCUGGAAGAGCGGCUGGCAGACCCGGUGCUGAUGACGCGAGGGCUGCUGGUGGCGCAUCCGCGGGAGGAGAUGGAUGUGCUGGAGGAGCGCGUGCUGGAGGGGUUGGAGUUGAGGGCGCCGAGGGUGUUGAAGUGUGGGCAUUUUUAUCAUGUUGAUGACUAUGCCGACGACGAGGGGGAUGAGGAGGGGGGAAAGAAGAGGAGGGAUAGUGGGGUUGACGCCGAGGCGGAUGCUGAAGUCGAGGCUGAUGCGGCGGCGACGGCGGCAGUCGAGACCGACGCCUCCGCAGUCGAGACCGCCUCCGAGGCCGAAGAAGAAAUCACCUGCACCGAAUGCCACGCCCACCUCCCGCUCCCACCCGCCUCCUCCACCAGCGCUACAACCCGCUGGACAAUCAAGAUCUACGCCGCCAACGGCCUGCUCGCCGGGCCCGGCGCCUGGUCCGCCGCCUGGAGCGAGAUGGAACGCGUCGACGUCGCCAUCACGCCGUACCUCAGCCCCGCCCAGCACCGCGCGCUGCAAGCGGCCGUCCGCGAGGAGGAGCAAGCCGUUGCUGACGCUGCUGCUCGCGCGGCUGAGGAGCGCGCCGACGCCGACGCUGAGCGUGAUGCCCUACUCCGCGCCGCGGAAGAAGCGGGGAGAAGGGAGGCAGAGGCCGAGGCCGAGGCGCGUGCGGAAGAGGUGAGGAGGGAGGCGGAGGGAAGGCUGGAGGAGGCGGAGGCCCGUGCGGAGCAGAUGAGGAACGAGGCUGAGGAAAGGCUGGAGGCGGAGAGGAUGGAGGCUGAGGCGCGGCUGGAGGCAGAGAGGACUGAGGCUGAGGCGCGGCUGGAGGCGGAGAGAGUCGAAGCCGAGGAGAUGCGGAAAGAGGUCGAGGAGCGACUGGAGCUGGAGCGGAUGGAGGCCGAGGAAAGGCUGGAGGAAGAGAAGCAAGAGCGGCUGAGACUGAUUGGUAGUGCGGCCCUGGCGGCGGCGGCGGAGAGGAGGGCCGCGGAAGAGAGGGUCGAGGAGGCGAAGGUGCAGGCGGUCAGGGAGGAGCGGAAGAGGGUGAGGGAGGAGAGGGCACGCAGGGCGGCGGAGGCGGAGAAGGCGCGGAUGGAGGUCCCGCUUGCUACGUUGGUGCGCAGGGCGCUGUGGGUGGCGGCGGUGGAUUGGAGGAAUGUGCUUAUUGUGGUGUUGGGGGCGUGGCUGUGGAUGGUGGGCAGCGGUGCUGUUGUGCCGCAGGAGAUGGGGACGGAGCUGGAUGUCAGCGGCGUGUUCUUCGAUGCUGCUGUGUCGCCGUUCUUCGACAACGCCACGGUUGAACAGCAGUUCGAGGUCGUGCGCACCACCGAGACUGUUACCGCUACCGCUACCGCUACGCAGACGUCGACCGCCAUCGUUACGGCUUUCGUCCUCGAGACCCUGGCUCCUCAGGCUCUGGAGCAGUCUGCUUCUACGACAACUGCCGACCUUUCCGAACCGACGGAUACCCCCGACGCCGUCAACGACGAGUACAAAGACGCCGUCUUCGCCGCCACGACCGAGAUCCUCGCCUCCGCCUUCGAGAAGAUGGACGCCAUCAUCGCCGCCCUGGUCGAGGCUUACAAGAAGUCCGCCGACGAUGAGGACGCUUCUGCCGAGGCUCAGCCGCCGAGAACGGAUGUAUGCAGCACAAUUCCCGAGCUUGCUUACCCGACAUGUGCCGUCGACGAUGAAGUACUCGAUGUGGAGCAGGUUGAGGAAGACCCGAGGCCCAGGACGUGUGCGAACCGCGAGCUCGAGGUCGAGUAUUUCAAUCGUGCUGCUCCGACCUGCUCGGUUCACUUGGUCUGGGUGUGA
Messenger RNA from Lasiodiplodia theobromae, 2517 nucleotides. Its product is annotated as Flavoprotein oxygenase. The coding region runs from base 1 to 2517 and encodes 838 amino acids. Lineage: Eukaryota; Fungi; Ascomycota; Dothideomycetes; Botryosphaeriales; Botryosphaeriaceae. The transcript has a single exon. The record is from RefSeq and is a predicted model, not a curated record.